Molecule: messenger RNA, 1738 nt
Organism: Spizellomyces punctatus DAOM BR117
Lineage: Eukaryota; Fungi; Chytridiomycota; Chytridiomycetes; Spizellomycetales; Spizellomycetaceae
Exons: 6
Coding region: 118-1638 (506 amino acids)
Source: RefSeq, a predicted model, not a curated record
GCUCAUUGUGAAAAGCCCCAUUGGAGCGACAUCCAGGUGCCAACCACAGCUCCAUCUUAACGUGGAGGGCUCUCACCUAACCACAGGAGAAGGUCGGCUGCUUGCGGACUCAUUGCAAUGAUGUGGCAUGGUUUACUCCUCGCUGCAAGCGUGCUCUUUACGCCUGUUUGGGGUCAAACGUGUGUAGGAGGUCCAAUUGUCGGCGCCUUUGAUCCCAAUGUGGAUUACUUUGCAGAUGCAGCGGAUAGGAUCACCCUAACGUACGCGAAGAACUUUGAGGUUGUCUACAAGAAGUUUUACAAAGAAGUGACCGUGCGAGCGCCGUCAUCACAAGCGGUCACAUACACGCUGUAUCUCUGCAACUCCCCUGCUCCUUCAACACCGGGUACCACCGCGAUCGCUGUCCCAGUGUCGAGCGUAGCACUUGGCGCCUCAGAUAUCUAUUCUGUUGCAUUUAUUGAGCGCUUGGGUUUACGGCCUACCAUAAAUUACGUAGGGAUAAGCCCUGAAACCGUAACAUCGCCUUGUUUGCUGAAGCAACUGGGAACGAAUGUGACAAGGUCUUUCACUAGGACUGAUAGUCUCCCCACAACGGUGAACGUCGGGUUUGGUACAUCUCCUGCAAAUAGCAAUAUCCCAUUUAUAAGUGUUGUGAAUGCUAUGCGUGCCGAGACAUCUCCACUAGCCCGGGCCGAGUGGGUAAAGUUCUUUUCGCUAUUUUACAACAACGAACACAAUGCCACCGCAACCUUUGCAAAUGCGAUCGAAAGACCAUACACAUGCCUCAAUAACACUGCGCCCUGGUUUCCAAUUAAUGUAGCAUGGAUUGGAGCCAAGACUUUGGGAGCGCCAACGACAACCACGUUUGAAUCUCUCGAUGUGGAGUACAAUACAGCCUUUAUCAGGGAUGCAGGUGGACGACCCUUGAUUCUUCCCCCGAACAGCAAACAAUCCGACGCAGUUUCGCUGUUAUGGAAAACAGACUUGUUGAUUGAUGGAACAGAGACACCGGGAUCGACAGUUACUUAUCGGUACACGGACCUUGCAGUGAACUUUGGGGUACAAGACAUUGUGUCGGACUUCCCGUUUGGAAAAGGUGCCACGCGCGGUAGGGCAUACCGACCAGAUCAGUUAAGGAAUCCUAGCGGUUAUGACAUGUUUCCGCAGAACCACUGGGCAAAGCCUGAGUUGGUUCUUAAAGAUCUGCUCGAUGUUUUUGGGGAUACUCCUGCGUCCGGCAAGGUGUAUAAAUAUUUCCGAAGUCUCAAUGAAGGCGAUCCGGAAAUACGGGUUGGUCCUGCCUCCUGUGUCGAUCCGGGUAAGCCCACGCCACCCCUCGAACUCCCAUCCGCCAUCAACUGCAAUGCGGUACGACCUCCGCAAGAUAACACUGUGCCAGAGGCGGGAAAAGGUCUUGGAAUAGGUAAUGGAAAGGGUAGUUCAAAAGUAGUGAUUACGACUGUGUUUGUUAUUUUAGGAUUGGGAGGUGCGGUUUUGGCGGGCGUGUUCCGGCAUGAGUUGCGGGAAAUGUGGUGGAGGGUGAGGGAUGGGACUUGGCGAAGACAUCGGAAUGGUGGUGGACCUUUUGAUGACGUUUGGAGACAUAAGGCACGACAGGGAGCUAUCGAGUUGCGAUAGCAAUUUGUCGUCUGUAUAUUGCGUGCCUCAUGUUAUUUUUUGCUGUCACCAGGACCUUCACUUGGUUUUGAAUACACUUGCAUAUUUGUGUCUAACGAUG